Homarus americanus (American lobster) is the source of this 3179-nucleotide messenger RNA. RefSeq lists its product as uncharacterized. Lineage: Eukaryota; Metazoa; Arthropoda; Malacostraca; Decapoda; Nephropidae. Bases 116 to 472 code for a protein of 118 amino acids. The record is from RefSeq and is a predicted model, not a curated record. The transcript is spliced from 5 exons.
CUUACGGUGAGCCUGGUUAGUCAGUCACACAGGUGUAAGAGAGGAGUGAGGAGGUAGUUCUGCCUCGUGAUACUCGUUCCUAUUUAAGGAUAGUGCUUCACAAAACUCCGCAAGAAUGAACAAGCUGUGUUUGGCUGUUGUCUUGGCGCUGGUCGGGGCGUCGUUGGCUGGCGAUAUGAUGAGGAAAUCUAUUGUGUUUGACAAGGCGACGCCCGAGGUCUUCUACUGCCCCCUCGACAAGCCCACCUCCUUCGAGAAGAUGUUCGUCCGCUCCAGACCUCUCGACAAGCUCUGCGAGUUCGAUGGCACAGGGCUACCCGAGGACUACAAGAGCGAUUGUUACAACGACGUGGACGAGAGCGAGUACGCCUGCAAGGAGAAGAAGCGCAUCUUGAUGCGAAUGAAGGAGGCGGAGGAAGAACUGGCCGAAGCUGAGGCUACACAAAUGCCUAACACCAACAACAGCGAGUAAGGCACACUAACUCCCGGCCCCCCACCCACCGGACACAGGUUAACUCACGCUCUUAAUUAACGUACAAGAAGUGUUAGUCACGUACGGGAAGCACUAAUCACGUACGGGAUAUGGAAGUAGUAAAAAAAAUAGUUUAGGAUACAGACAUCUUGGGAAAUGACGUCGGUUAGACUGAUUCUCACCCAGAAUUGUGUUUAUGGCAGCGUUUUUGAAUAUCCAGGCAAGAACGUCUUUGGGAUUUAUCGACAAUAACUAAUAUAUAUAUAUAUAUAUAUAUAUAUAUAUAUAUAUAUAUAUAUAUAUAUAUAUAUAUAUAUAUAUAUAUAUAUAUAUAAUUUUAUUUUUUGCCAUUAAUGAGAUUAUGAAGUAAUGCUAAGAGGGGGUUGCUGAAGUACACAGUAGUUAAACCUGGGUGAUGAUAAGCUGCCUCAGCGUCGUCCCCAAGAUGGCAUGUAUGUGCUUGGUACACGACCCCAUGCAACACUGUCACUGGUCCACCAUCAACAAUGCAGUGUAGUAGUAAACUGCUUGCAUGUUAUGGAAUCUUUUAAUUACCAUUAUUCAACAAAAUUUUCUAAAUUCCUCAAUAUCGCAAUGAUAUACAUAAUUAAAAUAUGAUUUAGUAAAUUAUUUCAAGUGCUGAUGACAACAUGCAUGCAAUAGCAAGUCUUGGUAAUAUGUCAAGCAGUAGAACAAUUAGCUCCGUGGAAUUACAUGAUAAACAUCUGUGGUUUUUAACCAUUACUUAAGUAAAUAAUAUUAGAACCACACAGUAACUACCCGUGAGAAACUUAGUUUGAUGUUGAUGUACCUGGUGCAUGUCUUGGUUGUUAGCCGUCAGAAGUCCCAGUCAGCCAGACCGUGACACACGGUGGGCCGCCUCGCCUCACCCAUCAUCUCUCUCCCCCGCCAGAUGCGCCUCAACCCACCAGGCAGCGAAAACGCCAUCAAGAAGCCGUCAAGACUACGCAGCAAAGGAUAAAUUUAUCGCAUCAGACAGAUAAUUAAACAUAUAUACAUUUAUUACAUGUUAAUUUGGUAGGGAGGGGAGGAUAAAUUAUGAAGAAAAAAUAUUAGCCUUGUAUAUUUUGGGAUUUAAACCUGAAAUAACUGAUUAAAGAAAAAUAGUCUGAAUUGGUUAUUUUAUUGUUUUGUUAUAUAUUGUUUAUUAUAUGCAUAGCAACCAUUAUUUUAUUUAUGAUCAUUUAUAAAUACUGUAGUAGUCCUUAUAAUUAACUGUACUUAUCAAAUGUAAUAUAUUAAAUGUUUAGAUCAUGUUAUGGAUGGUGGUGUGGAGGGUCAACAACAACUGAGUGAUUACUGUCAUCUAGGAAGCCAAAGUUAAUUUAUCAUGUUACUUGAGGUUGUCAUCUCAAGCUAAAUGAGCCAAAAAUUAGUUACUUUGGAUUAGUAAUUUUUUUGUAUGUAAGGGUAAAUUUUGUGUAGAAUGACCACACUUUAUACAAACAUAAAUUCCAACAUUAGGACUUUAUAAUAAGGUUGUUUGUACUUUGCAAUUGUAACUGCAGUACUGUAUGGAAAUAUUUCCAGUGAUCUGAAACCAUUUGACGAGAUGAUCAGUGAGCUGUAUCAUGAUCCUCCGAGCUCUUUCUUUUACGUGAAAAUGAAGAAAAAAAACAUGGAAUAUCAGCUGUGACCUCAAUACGCGGCUGCUUCAAAUCUUGUUGGGGAAAUUUUUUGCACUACAAUGCCUACAGCACAUCAUCUACGUAAAAAAUGUCACGUAGCAAAAGCGCUAUAAUGCACACAGGUCAGGUCGAAUAUUCUAAAACAAUGUAGCUUAUAUCUACUGUAGACCAACGAAAUAAUUGCUAUCCACAAAAGAGUUUAAAAAUAACUAUUCAUAAUCUCUAUCGAACUGUCCACGGUUGAGGGAACAACAGUGCACUGCGUCAGCUCGUCAAAUGGUGAGGUGUUCUCGCGCCGCUCCAGCUUGUGUGUUGUGUGUGGGGCCGCGUGACUGCCACCUGCUGUCCUUACUGGUACUCCACAAGUCCGAUCUUGACCAAUGGCUUCUUUAUCAAUGAUUCCUAACGCUCAUUUUUUUUUUUUAGUAGUUUUAACAAUUUCAAUUUAACAUUACAUUUUGUCGACGUAUAGUCCAGCGCUUAACGAAACGGCUUGUUACAUAGGAGUCACAAGCUUUAAAACUGACGGUUUAGGAUAAACUAUUCACAUAACACAUACUCAUUAAAAUUAGGAGGAAUCCGUCAUUUACAGUAAUAUUUAGCCAAAAGCUUAUCAGAAUAACGAUUCUUUGCCAGAUUUUAGUAUUACAAAUUCGAUGAUUUUUUUUUAAUAUUGUCCAUACCAGUUUAACUACGAUUUUUGUCCUUAUAUAACAAAAUUCUCAACACUGCACAGCGGUCUUGUUUUAAAUCUGGUAAACAUCUUAAGGUAAACAUACACACAUCUCUUGUUAACUACAGGAGUCGGCCUUUGCUCCAGGAUAAUACCUAAACAACUUGCCAUAUUCACAGUGUACUUAAUUUCAUAACUGGAUAACAGAAAUAACUCAAGAAACAUGUGUAUAUCUUUAAGCUCUCGUGUGUAAUGAUAACAAUAUAUGUUUUGCACUUCUUGAGGACAUCAGCCGAAGUCCUUCACGUGUAUUUCUUGAAUUGCUGCUGAUAAGCAAUAUGCCAUACUAAAUAUUUCUUGUAAAAUAAUAAACAAUUACACAAUA